This is a messenger RNA of Dioszegia hungarica, 2016 nucleotides long. RefSeq lists its product as uncharacterized. NCBI's taxonomy places the organism in Eukaryota, Fungi, Basidiomycota, Tremellomycetes, Tremellales, Bulleribasidiaceae. Bases 1 to 2016 code for a protein of 671 amino acids. The transcript has 4 exons. The record is from RefSeq and is a predicted model, not a curated record.
AUGCCACAAUCUCGGAUUCACGACCACUUCGCUCCGAGCAACAAGUACCCCCGCGCAGCUACCCAGAGCUCCCGGCGCCCUCCUGCACAUCGUUGGGAGUCCGACUCGGAAGGCUCGGACGGACUCGAAGCGAUCCAGCUGAGCGCUCAAAAGCCCAAGCCGAGCAGGAAGGCAGCGGAGGCUCCCGUCAGCCAGAAGAGGGGGAAGCGGGUCGUCCUGGACUCGGAUGACGAGUAUGGGGAGGGAGGGCAGGAGGAAGAGGUGGAUGACGAGGAUGAGGACGAAGAUGAUGAGCGGACAAGAGUGGAGAAGCGGACUAGGUCCGGUGGGAAGGGAAAAGGGAAGGGACGGGCGGUACAAUCGACCGAGCCGGAGUCGGACGAUACGGUAGACUCCCUGGUCGUCGGGGAGAAGCUUCGGAAGGCGGCCAAGCGGGCACACAAGACAACUUCCCCGGCUCCGGCGCCUCCUCGGACCAAGGUCACCCCUUCGCCUAAGACACGUACCCGUAAACGUGGGUCCAGCCCAGACUUCGUGAUCGAGGUUCCUUCCCUCUCACGCGAGCGACGGAGCCAAUACUCGGAAGUCCCUAUCUCCCCCAGAACACCCUCCAAAAAGCGCAAAGCCUCCAUCAUUGCCCUCUCUAGUGACCCGGAGAGCGAUAGCGACGACAAUACACCCAUCAUCCACCGGCGGCGCGUACCUUCCAAACCCAAAUCCUCUCCCGCGCAGCCCAAGCGCUGUCGGACUCCCGAGUCAGACAGCGAUGACCUGCCGAAGCGGAAUUCUCCACCCAAGCCGAAGCCCAUCUCUCCAAAACGGGCCAAAGCGGUCGAUCCGGACGAGAGCGAGGAGCCGUUGACGGAGGAGGAGGAUAUGAUGGCGGAACUGGAGCUUGAUCAGCCGGAUCGGUUCAAGAGCAAGACGCGGCUCCGGGAGAGGAAGGAGACGGACUGGCAGCGAGCGCUGCGGAAAGCCAACAACAAGCGGAAGGGGAUUGUGGAGGACACCACGAGCGAAGAGGAGUCGGAGUCGGAGGAUGAAGGGGAAGUGGAGGAUGCUGUUCAGGGAGGGGAGGUGGACGAGGAGGACGAUGACGACUUUAUCUCGGAUGACGACGACGACGGACCGGUGCAGCUCCCUCACGAGUUCUCCAACAACUCGAUCCAGACGCCCGAAUUCAAAUACAAGGUCGUCUUCCACUACCUCCUCUACCUCGUCAUGAAGGGGUCCAAGGCCCUUCCUCUGCGCGGCGAGAACGCCGAGUACUUUGAGCCGCAUCUUCGAGAUGUCCGGCGGCGGGUCACUGGGCUCAGGGAUGCCGGAGUGCGCAGUCAGAUCUGGUCGACUGUCUUUGUUCGCGCGCUGGAAAAGUAUCCGAUCUUCAGAUCUGGGUACAUGGAUAUGGAGGAGCCGAUCUGGUGGUGUCAUGCUUGUCGGCGGAGAAUGCCGUCCAGGUACGAGGCCUCGCUGGAUGGCAAGCCUUAUAACCACGAUACACACGAGGAGGUCGAAGAGGAAGAGUCUGAUUCCGAGCCGGAGAUGGAUCCGGAGACGGGCGAGCCAGAGACGCAGAAGCGGCGGUACGAGCGCAAGAACAAGGCGUUUACCAUGGGCCCCAAAUGUCUGCGAAGGUCCAGGAUCUUCCACCAGAUGUCACACUGGGAAGACGACAUGUACGACCGUAUCCGCGAGCUCUACCACAAGGUCCUGCGCGCCUCCGGCAAAAAGGUUCCGGACGAGUCGGACACUUCCGAAGACGACGACGAGGACGAGCAUCAUCUCGAUCGCAACAUGCGGCGGAUGGACCGCGCGGACCGGCGCAGGCGCUCCAAUAUGGAGGCUGCGGAACUGAAGGGGAGGGCGUUACCUAAGGAUGUGCACAGCGUGGAGGAUGUGCUGGAGUGGAUGGAUAAGGAGGGGUGGCAAACCAAGCUGUUCCACGUGAUGGAGGAUCUGGAGGAGGAGGCUCGAGCGCUGGAGCACGACAAGUCGACCGAUCGAGCCGAGCUGUGA